AUGGUUCUGACACUGAACAACGCUAAACGACCCAAAUGCACCUACGCUGCUCGACGGGAGGAAGCGAAGGAGCUACGCGAAGAGAUCUGUAGGCUCGAGUCGCAGGUGGCAGUGCUGAAGAUCAGGUCCGCCGAGCCUGGACAAGAACAAUCGGAAGUUGACGCCAAGCUAAAGCAGACCCAAAAGGAGAACGCUAAGUUGCGCGACAAAGGCAGAAGGCAGCAGCUAGAGGUGGCUAAAAUGCAGUCAGCUAUGGGCCGAUGUCUGAUGCGCGAUUUCUGUGGUGUCCGUUUUGAGACGAUGAAGUUCCCUGGGGUCAAGUUUUUGCAGCAAGUGUACGACGCAGCCGUGUAUUAUCUGACGAAUAUGGAGAUCAGCAUCACGGAGCGGCUGGGCCACGUGACCGUCAGGGACGACUACGACUCGUGUCAUGGCAGUAUGUACAACGCUCGAGUGUUGUCGACGGUUUACGACGAUGUCACGCUGGAAACGAGCUCGCUGCUGUUUCCAAAGAUGGAUGCAGAGGGGAAAUACGGGAUGGUGGUGCUCGAUUCCGUCGACGAGGACGAGUUGUACCCCUACAACUCUGCCACGCGAGUUCGAAAGGAUAUUUCGGCCACUGCCGUGUUUGUUGCUAGGCGCAAACCAGCGACUAACGGAGUUGAAGGCGAACUUGUCGUGACGAUGAUAAGGGCGGCUUUCUUGAAAAUCCAUCGGCCACAGUUCCCGCUCUCCGAGGAGACGCUGCACGAACUCUCGACUGGGAUUAUGGCGUGGGGCGACGUCAUGGUCAAGACGAUCCGCAGCAUAGUGUACGGAGCCUGCUAG
Molecule: messenger RNA, 828 nt
Organism: Phytophthora sojae
Lineage: Eukaryota; Oomycota; Peronosporomycetes; Peronosporales; Peronosporaceae
Exons: 3
Coding region: 1-828 (275 amino acids)
Source: RefSeq, a predicted model, not a curated record